CUUGUCUCUUGUGAGGAUUUUCGCAAGACCAAACGACGUAUCACCGCCUAAGCUUGCUUUCUUUCUCUCAAACGUAACCUGCUCCGAGAAAAAAAAAGCCUCAGCUUAGUCCGCGAUGGGAGGAUGUUACGGAUAUCUCACCUGACAUCGAUUCUCUGCAACAUUUUUCUCUGACUGUUACACGCGACGAGUCAUUCUGAACGAAAACUUUUUUGCCGCCUUAAAUUUUUUAAACAUAAAAUCCGUUAAAACUCAGUCGCGAUGGUUUUGCAGUGGCGUUAUGACAUCAGCGUGGAUCGGACGUGUUUUAGUCGAAUAUCGCUGCACUUUAAUGCGUUUUGCGUGUGUUUGAUUUAAGGACAAAUCAUAGAAAGGUACUGUACGCAUUUUACUUGGUUCUUCUGUCUUUUUUCUUUAUUUAAAGAAAUAAUGCAGAAUAUCUAAGCAACAAGCGGCGCCAUACGAUGCGCACUUUCCCAAGGAAUAACGCAUCAUUAUUGCGCGGUGUUUUUGGAGAAAACCUCAACGUAUGCCCACAUCAACCUUACUUUGGAAGGGUCUAUGGCCGUUAUUGAGAUCGAAUCUGUUUUUGUUUACCUAUAAAUACUGUGAAAAGUGCCUUUUUCUGUUUCCCAACGAUACGGAGACAUGGCUUGCUUUCCAUGGCGGGUAUUUUGGAUAAUUCAAGCGCUUGUGGAUGUGACACUUUCGCAGGAAAUCUACGCUCCUCAUUCCAUCAGAAUUGAGGGGGAUUUGACCCUGGGUGGCCUUUUCCCGGUCCAUGCCCGCGGGGUCUCCGGGGAACCGUGUGGAGAUAUCAAGAAGGAGAACGGGAUACACCGGCUGGAGGCGAUGCUUUAUGCAUUGGACCAAAUCAACAGUAACGACGAGCUUUUGCCGAACAUCACUUUAGGCGCUCGGGUUUUAGACACAUGUUCGCGAGACACGUACGCGUUGGAGCAGUCGCUUACUUUUGUGCAGGCUCUCAUACAGAAAGACACGUCGGAUGUGAGGUGUACGAACGGAGAGCCCCCGGUGUUCGUCAAGCCCGAAAAGGUGAUCGGAGUCAUAGGGGCUUCGGCGAGUUCAGUGUCCAUCAUGGUCGCAAAUAUACUGCGACUGUUCCAGAUUCCGCAGAUCAGCUACGCCUCCACCGCUCCAGAGCUGAGCGAUGACCGCCGAUACGAUUUCUUCUCUCGCGUCGUACCUCCCGACUCCUUCCAGGCGCAAGCCAUGGUGGACAUAGUGAAACUGAUGGGGUGGAACUACGUGUCUACAGUGGCCUCGGAGGGAAGCUACGGCGAGAAAGGAGUCGAGGCCUUCAUGCAGAUUUCCAGAGAAGCGGGUGGAAUCUGCAUCGCUCAGUCCCUGAAGAUCCCUCACGACCACAAGCAGGCUGAUUUUGAAAAGAUUAUCCGACAGCUGCUGGAGACCCGUCAUGCCCGGGCGGUCAUUAUUUUCGCUUACGACGAAGACAUUCGGGGGAUCCUUAACGCUAGCAAAAGAGCCGAUCAAGUGGGCCAUUUCCUGUGGAUCGGCUCGGAUAGCUGGGGAGCCAAGAACAGCCCUAUUCAAGGCCUGGAGGACGCCGCCGUUGGUGCCGUCACCAUCCUGCCAAAAAGAGCCACUAUUGCUGAUUUCGACACCUACUUUAUUUCACGCACGCUGGAGAACAACAGAAGAAACGUCUGGUUCGCUGAGUUCUGGGAGGAGAACUUCAACUGCAAGCUCAUGAGUUCCUCCAAGAAAGAAGACACUAGCAGAAAGUGCACAGGGCAAGAGCGAAUAGGGACAGACUCCAGAUACGAACAAGAAGGGAAGGUGCAGUUUGUGAUAGACGCGGUGUAUGCCAUGGCUCAUGCCCUGCACAGCAUGCAGAAGGACCUUUGUCCUGACCAAUCGGGCAUUUGUGGGGAGAUGGAGCACGCUGGUGGCAAGAAGCUUCUCAAGUACAUCCGAUCGGUCAGCUUCAACGGGAGCGCCGGGACGUCCGUCACGUUCAAUCGGAACGGCGACGCACCGGGACGGUACGAUCUUUUCCAGUACCAGAUGAACAUCAACAGCACUCCCGGAUAUAAAGUUAUUGGACAGUGGACAGAAACUCUCCAACUCCACAUCGAUGAGAUGCAGUGGCCCAACGGUGAGAUGGAAAUACCCAGCUCGGUCUGCAGUCUGCCCUGUAAGACGGGUCAACGCAAGAAGAUGGUGAAAGGCAUGCCGUGCUGCUGGCACUGCGAGCCCUGCGACGGCUACCAGUACCAGUAUGACGAGACGUCCUGCAAACUCUGCACUUACAACAUGCGUCCGAACGGCAACCGGACAGGGUGCCAGCCCAUCCCGAUCGUCAAGCUGGAGUGGCAUUCACCCUGGGCUGUCAUUCCUGUCUUCCUCGCUAUGCUCGGCAUCAUUGCCACCAUCUUUGUUAUGGCGACGUUCAUCCGCUACAAUGACACCCCGAUCGUACGAGCGUCUGGGAGGGAGCUCAGCUACGUUCUGCUGACAGGGAUAUUCUUGUGUUAUAUCAUCACGUUUGUAAUGAUCGCCACUCCGGACAUUGCCGUUUGCUCCUUCAGACGAAUCUUCCUUGGGUUAGGAAUGUGUAUUAGCUAUGCUGCGCUCCUCACUAAGACCAAUCGAAUUUACCGCAUCUUCGAGGAAGGGAAGAAGUCGGUUUCUCCACCUAAACUGAUCAGCCCGACGUCUCAGUUAGCCAUCACCUCCAGCCUCAUCUCCGUCCAGCUCUUAGGGGUCCUCAUAUGGUUCGGAGUGGAUCCUCCGAACACCAUAAUCGAUUACGACGAGCAGAAGACCAUAAACCCCGACAAGGCCCGAGGGGUUCUCAAGUGUGACAUUACGGACCUUCAAAUCAUUUGCUCUCUAGGAUACAGCAUCUUGCUGAUGGUAACAUGUACGGUUUACGCCAUCAAGACGCGAGGCGUUCCGGAGAACUUCAACGAAGCCAAACCCAUCGGCUUCACCAUGUACACCACCUGCAUUGUGUGGCUCGCCUUCAUUCCCAUUUUCUUUGGGACGGCACAAUCUGCAGAAAAGGUAAUGCUUGUUUUACAACGUGCAUCGGUUUCAAGUACUUAUGUGCCGUUGUCACUCAUUGAUUUUACUCGAUAUCUCACAGAGAAUCGAAAAUCUGUUUGUUUUUUUUGUUUUUUCUUUUUUUCGCCCUCAUCUCAUUCUAAACACAAAAGCUCGCAUUUU
This is a messenger RNA of Sinocyclocheilus rhinocerous, 3213 nucleotides long. It is a transcript of the gene grm7, whose product is annotated as glutamate metabotropic receptor 7. Gene Ontology annotation, biological process: G protein-coupled receptor signaling pathway. Gene Ontology annotation, molecular function: G protein-coupled receptor activity. The transcript is spliced from 8 exons. The annotation marks the transcript as partial. The record is from RefSeq and is a predicted model, not a curated record. Lineage: Eukaryota; Metazoa; Chordata; Actinopteri; Cypriniformes; Cyprinidae. Gene Ontology annotation, cellular component: membrane.